Messenger RNA from Eublepharis macularius, 1472 nucleotides. It is a transcript of the gene APOBEC2, whose product is annotated as apolipoprotein B mRNA editing enzyme catalytic subunit 2. Lineage: Eukaryota; Metazoa; Chordata; Lepidosauria; Squamata; Eublepharidae. Gene Ontology annotation, cellular component: cytoplasm; nucleus. Bases 243 to 911 code for a protein of 222 amino acids. Gene Ontology annotation, molecular function: RNA binding; cytidine deaminase activity. Gene Ontology annotation, biological process: cytidine to uridine editing. The transcript has 3 exons. The record is from RefSeq and is a predicted model, not a curated record.
AGGCUAGGGCCAGAGUGAAAGUGAGGGUGAGGUGACAUCCGAGAGCUCUAGGGACACCUUAGCCUGCUCCCAUCUCUGCCGCUGGUGGUGUUCCAUAUAUAGUUCUUGACAACUGUGUCUACGGCUGGAACUUCCAUCUCUUUGCCUCUCCUGUCACAUUUCUACUUCUGCAGCCGACGCACAGCCUGCGGGCUAGUGCUUACUGUCCUCUACAGUGAUCCUUGGACCCCCAUUCCUGCAGAAUGGCUGAAAAACAGGAGGAACCCCAACCUGCCCAGAAUGGUGAAAAGACUGAAACCACUGAAAAUGCAGAAGAGGCAGAGAAGCCAAAGGAGCUAGAGGAGCUGCCGCCUUUUGAAAUUGUAACAGGAGAACGGCUACCAGCCUUCUUUUUCAAAUUCCAGUUCAAGAAUGUAGAAUACAGUUCAGGAAGGAACAAGACCUUCCUGUGUUAUAUCGUAGAGAUUCAAGGCAAGGAAUCGAAGGCUUUACGGGGUUACCUGGAGGAUGAACAUGCAGCAGCCCAUGCAGAAGAUGCCUUCUUUAAUAACAUCCUGCCCACAUGUGAGUCUGGUCUGCGCUACCAUGUCACCUGGUACGUCUCUUCUAGCCCCUGCGUAGGCUGUGCUGAUCGGAUAACUAAGGCACUGCAGAAAAAUAAGAACCUGCAUCUCUCCAUUUUGGUUGGCCGUCUCUUCAUGUGGGAGGAGCCUGAGAUCCAGGCUGCCCUGAAGAAAAUGAAGGUAGCGGGCUGUAAAAUGAGGAUAAUGAAGCCUCAAGACUUUGAGUAUGUCUGGCAAAAUUUUGUAGAGCAGGAGGAGGGUGAUGAGGGAAAGGCAUUUGUGCCCUGGGACGACAUCCAAGAGAACUUCCAGUUUUAUGAAGAAAAGCUUGCUGAAGUUUUGCAGUGAGGUUCGAGGCCUGCUUUAUAAAAGAUCUACUAGUUCUAUGGAGAGACAGCCAUGAUAUACUUUGACAUCCAGGACUCCCCUUUCAGUCCUCCAGAGCCUCUCUCAAACAGAAAACACUACCACACGUCUCUACUUAACAUGCCAUCAUGCUGUCUAAAAUAUAUAUUUACCAUGCUGUAUCUAGGCAUUUGGUUGUCUAAAACACAUAAGCCUGCUCUGCUGGGAAAGCAAAAAUAUUGUGUUGUGGAAUGAAAUUCAAGGUCUGCAGUGCAAAGUUGAUAAUUAAAAAUUUCAGUGGAAAAAUUACACCAAAAACUUCUCUUUAAACAAGUUUAGGAAAUGUGUAUUCUUAAUAGUACAGAUCUUCUUGUAACAGCAAUAAGUAUAUAAAACGUGUUGUUCUUCUACCACCAUGUAUAACUAAAAAAUCCAUGGCUUAAUACUCUGGUUAACUGCUCUGUAACAAAUGUAAGAAGUAAAACUCAGCAUCUUCUAUUACAAGUAUCAUACUGUAAAACAGGUAAAAAAGAAAAUAAAACAAAUAGCCUUUGCUGUAACAAA